Carcharodon carcharias (great white shark) is the source of this 8221-nucleotide messenger RNA. Its product is annotated as A-kinase anchor protein 12-like. The coding region runs from base 170 to 6700 and encodes 2176 amino acids. Gene Ontology annotation, molecular function: calmodulin binding; protein kinase A binding. Gene Ontology annotation, biological process: signal transduction; regulation of protein kinase C signaling. The record is from RefSeq and is a predicted model, not a curated record. Gene Ontology annotation, cellular component: cytoplasm. The transcript has 4 exons. NCBI's taxonomy places the organism in Eukaryota, Metazoa, Chordata, Chondrichthyes, Lamniformes, Lamnidae.
UGAGCAAGCAGACCAGGGGGUCAGUGAGGGGACGGAUGGUGAGACGGAGCGGGUUUGCGGGCUGAUUGCGGGAACUGAGCGGACACAGCCGGAGGCGGAACCUGUCGGUGUUUGGAACCACUCCGCGUUUCCUCGCCGGUCACCUGAGUGACUCCCUCCAAGCCCGGAGAUGGGAGCCGGCAUCUCGGCGCAGGAACCCGGCCAUCCCAGCCCAGCCGGCAACCCGAGUGAGGAGGAGAAAAACCGGCAGGAGGCGAGCGAUCAGGAGAGGCAGCACACUGACGGGCCGGAUAGCAGGCCUGUUCAGAAGAAUGGCCAGAUUUCAGGAAUCCAUGGAAAUUCUGAGGACCAAGAGGUGCUCCAUGGAAAAUUGGAACAGCUGAAUGGGCUCCAGGAGGAAGCCAUUCCUGGCGAAGUUGAACCAACGAGUAUAUCCCGAGAGGAAGAGCUGGGGGAAAUGGAGCUUGGACAGAAGGAGACUCCCACUGAGACUAAAGAUGAGGAGCAGAAAGAUUUCCAAGAAGUCACCGAUCCUCUUGCAGAAAUUGGAGAGGAGGCACAAGCUGGUGAGAUUGGCUUUAAGAAGGUCUUCAAGUUUGUGGGCUGUAAGCUCACAGUGAAGAAAGAGAAGCCAGUGAAGUUGGAGCCUGUGCAGUUGCUGACUGUGAAAAAUGAUGAAGAUGGUGAGGUGGACAGUGAAUCCAAACAAGAAAUGGAAGGAAGCAAAAAUGGUGAAGUGAAUCCAGCUGCUGAUGAGGCAGACAGAAGUCCACCUGAAGUUCUUUCCCCUGGAAAAAUGGAAGAAUCCAUUGGCCAGGCAGAACCAAAACCAGCUGCAGCUGAGGAGCCAUUGGUGCAGGUAGAGUCUGCAACCAGUCCAGUAGAAAGCCCUGCUGUGGAUUCUCCACUGAAGAGAUUUUUCAGACAAGGCUUUUUCUCGGUAUUGCGAAGGAAGCCAAGUUUUAAGAAGGCUAAAGAUGAGCCGCUUGUCAUCGGUGAAGAGAGUGAAGUAAAUGGAGAGCAGAAAGAAAAUGGGGAGCAGAUCAUUGCCCUUGGAGUUGUUAAAGGUGAGGAAGGUGACCAUGGAGCUAAAACUCAAAAGGAGGCUUCCACUUCACAAGAAGCUGCUGAAAUCUUGGAUGUUCAGACAAUUGAAAAGAGCGAGAGAGAUGACGACUUUGAGGAUCUCACGGCAGAACUAGCCAGCGUUAGGGAGGCAAAAGAGGCACCAACCAUAGAUGAAGGAGAAGAUGGUGUCUCUGCAAAACAAGACCAGUUGCGGGGACCUGAGUUGAGGUUGACUGCCACAGCAUUGGAGACGGAUCAGGCGAACCAGCUGACGACGAGGGCUGAGCAAAGCGCGUUAGCUGGAGGACAAUCUGUCUCCAUUGAAGCUGCAGAAGAGCUUCGAGCUGAACACGCUGAUAUAGCCCAGGAGCAAUCUUCACUCAAGGCCUUGGAACCUAUAAUGGGUGAGGCAGAGCUCUUGUCUUCACAAGAAAAGGCAAAGUUGCAAGGCAGCCCACUGAAGAAACUCUUCACGGGUAGUAGUAUCAAAAAGCUGUCUGGUAAAAAAACAAAAGCCAAAAAAGGGGAAACCAAUCUGGGAGAUGCUGGUGACGAUGUGCGUUUGCAGUCUUCAACUGAAUCUGAAGGCAGCCCUGAAGGCCAGAAGCCAGAUACUCCUUUAACUUCCCCAGAAGAAAUGGGUGAGAAGAUCCCGGUUGAGACGGUAGAAAUGCCUGAUGUGCAUCCAGAGGCGGAAGGAGUAAAUGGUGCUGCCAAUGGAGAGACCAAGAAGGAAAGCAUCACUGCAUGGGCUUCGUUUAAAAAGUUAGUGACGUCAAAAAAACGUUCCAAAGUACCAUCUGAGAGUGACAAAGAAGAUGAACCAAUCGAUAAAGCGAAGAGUGCAACAAUCUCUUCCAAUGAGAGUGCUGCCUCAGUCGAUAAUGAAGAAGCUAAAUCAGUUGCUGAGGAGCAAAGUUUAGAACAAAGCACUGAGGAUCCUAAAAAGAAAGCUGAUGCUCCUGUAUCCUGGGAAGCAUUAAUCUGUGUCGGAUCUUCGAAAAAAAGGGCGAGAAAGCUGUCCGAUUCAGAGGCCCCAAAACUAAAUGAAGAGGCCCAAAAGCUGACUGAGGAUAGCAGUCAAGUACAAGAUGGUGCUGAGGAAUUAAAGGCUAGCAGUCUGCAAGAUACUGAUCAGGAACAAGGUGGAGCAUCUCCAGAAGGUGUUGCGAGUCCUGUGGAAGGUGAAGUGUCUGGUGUUGCCUCCACAUGGGAAUCUUUUAAGAGGUUGGUGACCUCGAGGCGCAAGUCCAAAUCCAAGCUUGAAGAACGUGUGGAUGAAUCUGUGACCUCCCCUGAAGCUGUUCUUCCUGAGACUGAAUCUGCCAAGGAGGAGUCAUGGGCUUCUUUCAAAAAACUGAUACCCGGCCGAAGAAAGAAGAGGUCAGAUGCUAAACCAGAGCAGUCUCUGGCUGAGGGCGUUGGAAAAGAGACCAACUGGACAGAGUUUGGAGUGAGCAAGAGCGAUGAAGAGUCUGAUACACCAGCAGUGGUUCCUCUCUCUGAAUAUGAUGCUAUAGAAGAAGAGAGACUGACUAAGGAGCAGCAGAUAACAGUAGCAGCUGACUCAGUUUACAUGGGUGAAGUUCCAAUCACAUCUGAAGCUCCACUUGAAACUAGAGAACUAAGUACUGAGCAAACCGUUACAGUGGAACGGGGACCAUUAGAAGCCAUCAAAAGCAGCAUUGAUGAAAGAUCUCCAUCGUGGAUAUCAGCAGCAGUUUCAGACGCCAUUGUGAAGGAUGUUGAAGAUGAAAAGAUAGUUGAAGGAACCGUGGCUGCAAAUAAACUUGUAAAGGAACCGAUGGUGCAUGGCGAUAUAACCCCAUCAGCGGAUGUGACUGGUGAAACCUAUCCUGUUGAGAUUGCUGAAGAGGCACAAGAGAUUACCUCUGAGGUGGUGAUGGCACCAGAGUACCCAGCCGAGGAAUCAUUAACAGAGGAGACGACCGAGAUGGUUUCAGCAGUCUCACAGCUGACUGAGACACCGGUGACGACUGCAGAGGGCACUCCUAUACGUGAGGAUGAAGCCCUAGUCAACAAGCAAACCCAGGAAGUGCUGCAGGAAGCUGCUGAAAAGGUGAAGCUCUCAGCAAGUCCAGGCGUGUCCUUCUGCAAAAUGGUGGCUGCAUCAGAGAUGCAGGAGCCUGAAAUUUCCAUGGAAAAAAUCCAGGAUGAAGUGGUCAAAGUCUCGUGUGAAAUAGAGGUGCCCGAGUCUGCCCAGAAGGGAGAAACUGAAACAUCGGACACUGCCUCCGAGGCCUCUGAAGUAACUCGAGGGGCUAGCCAGGCGGCAACUGUAGAAAGUGAAGAGGUGCAGCAGGAACUUGGUGAAAUGGUUGAGCAAACAACGAUUGAAAUGCAAGAGGUUUCAGUUGCCUGGAGCAUCCAGCCUGAAACCACUCCUCCAAUAGAGAGCACUGCUGCUCACCUAGAGAUUACAGCUGAGGUGGUUCAGGAUGUAGAGGUUAAUGCAGCACACGUGGUUGAAUGUGGCAUUUUGCGAGACGAAAAGAUUAAAGGGCCUGUGGGGAUGCUGCACAAAACUGAUGACGUUUUAGUGAAAGAGAAUGUGAUAGCUGAGAUUGAAACUGGAAAGUCAGAAGCUGUGGUAAACAAGCUGGGGACAGAAAAAGUGGAGCGUGUACUUGAAGGGACCUUGGAAGCCAGUCGAGCAGAAGAUGUGGCAAAACCCGAGGCUACAUGUGAAGAGCCCACUGAAGCUAUUAGAGCAAGCUGUAUGGAAAAGAUUCUGACAGAAUAUGAGGAGACUACUGAAGCUGCUCCUACAGAAGCUGCUGAGAAGAUGGGAGCAGAGGAAGUUGCUGAAUGCAGAGAAGCCACUGAAGUAAUUCCAGCAGAAAUCGCUGAGAAUGUUGAAGCAGUAUUGGAACAGACGGGUGAAGCAAUUCCAGAAGUUGUUCAUCGGAUGAAAGUGGGAAAAGCUGAGGCUGUUUUUGAAGAGACUACUGGAGAUUCUCAAGAGAUUGGGGAGGUGGGAGCAGAAAAGGCUGUGGGCAUAUGCAGAGAGGCUCUAGUAAGUGUGAAAAACAUUGAGGCGGUAUGUGAACAGAGCACUGAAAUCAUUCCAGCAACGAUGGAAGUGAAUGUGACUGAAACUGUGUGUAAUGAAGAGACUGUGCAAAUCACUCCAGUUGUGGAAACGACUGAGGCCGUACUUGGUGAAGAGACCAUUGAAAUCAUUCCAGUAGUGAUGGGGACUGAGGUGUGUAGUGAAGAGACUGUCAACAUCACCCCAGUUGUAGAAGCGACUGAGGCUGUACUUGGUGAAGAGACCAUUGAAAUCACUCCAGUAGUGACGGUGACUGAGGUGUGUAGUGAAGAGACUGUCAACAUCACCCCAGUUGUAGAAACGAUUGAGGCUGUACUUGGUGAAGAGACCAUUGAAAUCACUCCAGUAGUGAUGGUGACCAAGGUAUGCAGUGAAGAAACUGUCAACGUCACCCCAGUUGUAGAAACAACUGAGGCUCUACUUGGUGAAGAGACCAUUGAAAUCACUCCAGUAGUGACAGUGACCAAGGUAUGUAGUGAAGAAACUGUCAUCACCCCUGAUGUAGAAACGACUGAGGCUGUACUUGAAGAGACCAUUGAAAUUACUCCAGUAUUGACGGUGACUGAGGUGUGUAGUGAAGAGACUGUCAACAUCACCCCUGUUGUAGAAACGACUGAGGCUGUACUUGAAGAGACCAUUGAAAUCACUCCAGUAGUGAUGGUGACCAAGGUAUGUAGUGAAGAAACUGUCAACAUCACCCCAGUUGUGGCAAUGACUGAGGCUAUACUUAGUGAAGAGGAUGUGCAGAUCACUCCAGUAGUGGAAGUGACCGAGGUGCUACAUAGUGAAGCACCCAAUAAAAACACUCCCAUUGUGGAAGCGAUGGGGGUUGCGUGCAGGGAAAAGGCCAUCGAAAGCAGUCCAGUGGUGGUGACUGAGAUUGUGUGUAGUGAAGAUACCACUGGAGUAAUUUCAGUGGGAGUGAUGGAGGCUGUAGAAAGUGAAGAGAUUGUCAAAAGCAGUGCAGUUGUGGAAGUGAUGGAGGUUGUGUGUGAAGACGCCGGUGCUAUGGUGGCGGUGGCAGAGGCUGGACGUAAUGAAGAGAUCACUGAAAUCAGUCUAGCUGUGGAAGUGAUUAACGACAGUCCAGUUGUGGAAGAGACGGAGGCUGUAUGUAGUCAAGAGACCAUUGAUGCCAGUCCAGUUGUGGAGGUGAUGGCUGUACACAGUCAAGAGGCCAUUGAUGCCAGCCCAGCUGUGGAGGUGAUGGCUGUACACAGUCAGGAGGCCACUGAUGCCAGUCCAGUUGUGGAGGAGAUGGAGCCUACACGCGGUCAAGAGGCCAUUUAUGUCAGUCCAGUUGUAGAGGAGAUGGCUGUAUGCAGUCAAGAGGCCAUUGAUGUCAGUUCAGAUGUGGAGGUGACAGAAGCUGUAGGUGGUCAAGAGGUCACUGAAAUCUGUCCAACAGUGGAGACUGUAUGUAGUGAGGAGACCAUUGAUAUUGGCCUAGUGAAGGUGGGAAUGGAAGAGAGCAAGUCUGUACCUGAAGAAAAAAGUUGUCUUGUGAUUAUAAAACAGGGAGAAAUUGAAAGAAUUGAAAAAGAUGUACAUGUGAUAGCAACAGACAAUGAUAAAAUAGCACAAGAGCAGUUCAGUGCAGUCCAGAUUAUGCAAGAGAUGGCUGAAGUCAAAAAGUAUGUGGAAGCUGAAGCUGAGAAUAUGGAAACUGAAAUGAAUGAGGUAGUGUAUGAAGAGAUCACUAAAACCCUGGAAAGAAUAGAUGAGCAGAAAACAAAAGAACAAGUAGUUGAAUCAUUGAUUCCAGCAAUGGCAAUUAUACAGCAAGACCUAAGCAUUAUAGAACUAUCCAAAGAAACAAUUCAGGAUGUUGCUAUGCCAACUGAGAACACAGAGGGACAAGUAGAUACUGUUUCUACUGAACAGGAUAAAGAUGAUGACCAAAUGCAUAAAUAUGAUAAAGAAAAGAUGCCAGGGCUACAAAAGGUCACAGCAACAGAAGAAAAAGGUGAUGAAGUCGUUGGCCAAACAGUGCAAACCCAAGAAAGCAAGGACACUGAAGCUUUAGAGCAAGAGGUGGUGGUGGUGAUGCAGUCAACCAAAGUGGUGUUUGAGGAUGAUCAGAAACCAGUUGAAACUGAAGCUGAUGCAUCAGUGGGAGCUGAGAAAGAAAGGAAAUUGCUGUCUGACCACGUUUCUGAAGAGUCUGCAAUGUUGCCCGAUGUAGCCAAAAUGACUGAAGUAGAAUGCUGCCAAUCAUUAGAGAGGCCUGAAGGAACAUGCCUGUCUCUAGAACUCACUGAGGGAAAAGGCCAACCUAUAAAAACCCAGCCACCGGCUGAAGAAAAAACAUCAGUACAAGAUGUCCCAGCCAGAAUGAUAUCUCCUAUCGAGGAGAACCUAACUCAAGGAGUUGCAAAUGAGAAGCUGGAAGGUGACGCAACAGAAUCCAUUGGUCAUGAGGAUGAUAAAGAGACAGAUCAAAAUAAGGUGAUUGAGGCAGUUGAAAAGCAAGAAAGUCAAGAAGUGCAGAUUAGGCACCAAAUGGAUCAAUCUACUUUAGAAUGUGCAAAAGAUGCAGCAGAGAAGACACCAUCCUGAGAGCUCCAAACAAACACUCGUGAAAAACAAUGUGAAGGCGACAAGGCUGUAGGAAUAUCGCACAACUCUACUGUGACAAGACCAAGUACCACUGUUGUGUCCUGUUGAUUGACAAUCCCGAAUCAGUUCGAGAGCUAUAUCUACACUGUUAUAGUUAUUUAACUUAAUAGUUUCUUGCUUUUAGCCUGAUGAUAAAUAUUGUUGAACCAAUGCCCUUUCCUGCUUUCUUCAGGUUGUGUAUGCAGAAAGGUGGUACCUGAAUGUUCGAGGAAGAGGUUGGGGUAUUUGUUCACGGAACUAAAGAUUCUCCCUGUAUCAUAUUGUUAUUUUAAUGUGAAAUGUAAUUCUGAGAAUAUCCUAAAUGCAAGAGAAUCCUUUUCCGUAAGGUUAUCACUGUGACUGUGGAUAGAGGAGAAUUGGAUUGAGAUAUCAAAGUUUACUAUAGCUGUCCAGGGCCUGAUUUUUGAUGUUCGAUUAAAGUAUUCAUGAGGUGACAGUUUAAACCUAGAACAAUCUAGUACAAAAGAAGUCCAUACAAAUUUGUAAAUUCUCAUCAUGCAGCUACUACAAGCUACCACCUAUGAUGAUAUUUCAUCAUUUAAUUUGCAUGGCUGAAGCUGCCACCUUGGAUACAGAAUCAAAUGGACCUCACCGAGGUGACUAUCGAAGUGUGCUCAAAAGGUGCUGGCAAAACUGACCUUUUGAAUGAAUGACUUGAGGUUAAAAUACCUUAUGGGAUUAAAAAUAAUUUUAAUGCAUUUUCAGCGUUGUUGAACCUGUAAGUGUAACUAAACGGAAGCCCUGGUUAAGCUAGGGGUGUUCCAGAGAAUGAAAUGUAAUAAUCAUUUGGCUAAUUGCUUUUGAUUGUUGGGAAACUGAGGUCAGAUUGCUAAAACUCAUUGACUGAGGGAGUUGUAUGUUAGAGGAGGCCAGGCUCGCUGGGAAGCCUGUUUAUCUGUGAAAAAGAUGCAUUAAAUUGGAUUACUAGUCAAGGUUUGUUUGGACUUUCAUAACAACCUCCAAGAUGUGCCUUGGUAUUGUGUACAAUUAAUGCUCAACAUAUCAUUGUAAUGUUCCUGUUUAGAUGUUUCCUUUUGGUCUAUUUGUGACUCUUCUCACCACCCCACCAUGUUUCCUACAAAAUAAAUAGCAUUAAAGCAAUGUUGAAACUGAUUGUUCAGGUUAGUUAGACCUGUCCAGCACAUUUACCUCCCCCUCUCCAUUAAUAAACCAACACCUAGCCUGUAACACUGUCGCUGUACAGUUCCUGUCUUGUGUUAAUGUAGUUUACAGUAAAUGGUCAGGUUAACAAACAGUAACUACUGUACACUGAUUUACCGCAUGUAUUUAACUAGAGCAGAAUCUAUGACUGAGUCCACUGCUGCUCUCAUUAACACUGCUGUGCUUUUAUAACUGAAUGUGGAAUUGACAUUUGUACAAAUUGUAUUACCUGUGUAUCUAUAAAGCCAUAUUGGAAUAAUUAAAACACAACUUCUACAAAUAAAGUAAUAUUAGCAUUAA